This is a messenger RNA of Pyrenophora tritici-repentis Pt-1C-BFP, 1263 nucleotides long. Its product is annotated as GlpF, Glycerol uptake facilitator and related permease (Major Intrinsic Protein Family). Gene Ontology annotation, cellular component: plasma membrane. Gene Ontology annotation, molecular function: water channel activity. NCBI's taxonomy places the organism in Eukaryota, Fungi, Ascomycota, Dothideomycetes, Pleosporales, Pleosporaceae. Gene Ontology annotation, biological process: water transport; transmembrane transport. The record is from RefSeq and is a predicted model, not a curated record.
GCACCAGCUUCAUCUACUCUCCAUUAAAUAUCUACUUUAUACCCACACAUACAACAACAAUACCCUCCCCAUAUCCCGUGACUCGUUCACAACCAGCCAUCCACCAUGUCAAUACGCAGCCCCCGUCCAACCACCCAAAACCUCAGCAUCUCCUCCCGCCGCACCGCCAGCCUGGAAAGCCAAAAGGAACCCCGCAGCCCCAUGCCCCGUACAGCCUCUGCCUUCGAUGUCCCCGCCCAAAGCAUAAAGAAGAUUAGCACACUCGAAGGUCACAUCGUCGCCGCUUCCAGCGAGUUCGUCGGCAGCUUCAUGUUUCUGUUCUUUUCUUUCUCCGGUCAUCUCAUGAUUACCACGCAAGCGAGUGACCGGUCGCUUCAGAAUGGUGGGACGAGUAGUCAGCAGAAUAUCUUUAUUGCGUUGGUAUAUGGGUUCAGUUUGUUAGUUAAUAGUUGGGCUUUCUUUCGGAUUAGUGGUGGGUUGUUUAAUCCAGCGGUUACUUUCGGCAUGGUUGUCGCUGGUCAACUUCCUACUAUCAGAGCGAUCUUCCUCUUCCCGGCACAGCUACUCGGCGCGAUUUGUGCUGCCGCGCUGGUUGAAGCCUUAUUCCCGGGCGACGUUGGUGUCGUCAAUACUUCGCUUUCGGGUGGCACGACAAUCGUCCAGGGCGUGUUCAUCGAGGCGUUUAUGACGGCUGAGCUUGUCUUCGUCGUGCUUAUGCUGGCUGCCGAGAAGAGCAAGUCCACGUACAUCGCCCCCAUCGGAAUCGGGCUGGCGCUGUUUGUGGCGAUGAUGGGUGGCGUGUACUUUACAGGUGCAUCACUCAAUCCUGCCCGUAGCUUUGGCCCAGCUGUCGCUUCCAGGACGUUUAUCGUUUAUCAUUGGAUUUACUGGAUUGGGCCCAUACUUGGGGCUUUGUUCGCUGCGCUGUACUAUCGCUUUGUCAAGUACUUCAACUAUGAGCAGGCGAAUCCUGGUCAGGAUUCUGCGGGAGGUGACUUCAACAGUCAUUGAGGCCAUGCGCUGUACGGGGCCGCAGGUGUCGCGCGGAUGGAGCGAGGCAAAAAAGUCUUUUUCUGAAGUAUACAAAGUUUCAAUAGCCCGGAGUAUGGGGAGUCAUCAUGGGCGGUUUCGCAUGUAUAUUUAGGGGGCGUCAACCGUCUGUUAUGGGCGUUGGGGAUUUAUGUGCAGGUCAUUUUCCUCAUUACAUAUAUUGCAGACAUUAUCUAGAGAAGUAGUUGUAUCUAUAAGAACAUGUACAAAAGC